AUGGGCCGCCCAUCGCUACUACUGCUCUGUCUUUUCUCAGUGUCUUGUUUGGCAGAGGACAAUAGUCACGUGAGUCCCCUCGGCCCGCCAGUGGUCCCGAUCAGAUCAGACGGUGCCUGCAGGUUCUUCCCGUCUACAAAUUCGGAAUUCUCGCCGGCGAACCGACGAGUUUGAACGGAUCGACGCAGGCGCAAGUGGCGAGUUUCGACGAGUGCGUCGACAAGUGCUCCGACGACUCCGAGUGCAUUGUGGCGAGUCGCGACGACGGUCCCUGCUACCUGUUCAAGUACGACACGAUCACGGGCGUGCGCAAGAACGAGUCCGGCGGACAGGGACUCGUCGCCUUCCGGGUAAGCGCCCAAACUUACCCAUUCUUUCUUUUUCGUCUUCUGACGCCUAUAUCUCAACUACCAAUAACUAUUCAAACAAGUGAUUAACUGGAAAGUUGUUGCAAAUUUCAUGCUCUACAACUUUGUACUUGACGACAUUUCUUCAAACGGCUUCAUUCUCGAGUUAUACUCGUUUUUCCUACAGGUCUACACGGAUCAACCCUCAUGCGACCUCAACUUGCCACUCUUGCUCAACGGCAAAACGUACCCACUCAAUGCGAACAACACAAAGGAAAAUUUGUGGAGGAUUGACACGUCGGAAGAUGGAUGGACCAUCACUUACAGUAAUCUUGAACUCUUUUUUUCUCUCUGUCUCCCAAAACCCCUUUGUUUUGAGUUCACGAGCUCGAAGGUGACAAUCUGAUCUGCGGAAACUGGACGUACAACCGUCCGUACGCGGAUGGCUGCAACCCCGAAUGCCUAUUAACCAUGACAGCCGUGUACGGAGAGCCCGGACCGCUCGCCCGUUCGACCCACGACUUUGGCGUGAAGUCGGAUUGGAACGCGUGCAUGGCGGCGUGCCACACAGAACUCUACUGUAUCACAGUGUACUGGAACGAGAACGAGAAGAGCUGCACGUAUCACACCAUCUACGAGCAGCCGUACUUUGUGAAUAAGACGAGUGCGGAGGAUGGCAAGCACGCGGCGAUCAAAAUGAAUUUGAAUAGUCAGACGUGCAAAUUGAGCACCGAUCAGUUGCUGAACGGCACUUAUUUUGUGAGUUUUGUGAGCUACACACGUUGAGUUUUAAAGAAAAACGUAUAGAUGGCGAAGCAAGACGUCGUCAAAAUGAUGUUCGACAAAGCGGCGGCGCGUGUCAAUUCGGACACGCCCACCUCACCGUUCAUGCCUUUCUGGCGUGUUCGCACCACCGAAAACUACUAUUUGCUCGACUUUUUGAGUGAGUUUUUUUUUGCCGUCCGGUCACCUCAACGCGACAAUGUUCAGUGAACGAGACGGUCGAAAACACGCUCGGCGGCAACGGAUGUUCGGCCUACUGGGAAACGGCGGAUUUCGAUCACACUCAAGUGGUGCCGAAGCAAUUUGUGUGCUAUCAACCGUUCAAACUUGCGGGCGUCACGCAGCCAGACGCCAAACGGCUGUGCGGUCUGAUGAACGGCCGCCUCAUGGUCGAAACGUACAGCAACUGGAUGAGCGACUACGACGGCUUCUUUCGAUGGACCAAUCCGGGACUGUCGGUGAGCUGGGGCCUCGGAUGCUCCAAUUGCGACGUGUGGUUCGGUUUGGAGAGGGACGAGGAGUGUGUGGGCGCGGAUCAGACGACGAGUUACUGUAAGGGAAAUCAACAGUGGCAGUGGAGCAAUCCGUCGUGGCCCGUCAUGUGGACCACAAAGACCGUCGGUCCGUUGCCCGUCGAUUGGAAGUGGGCGGUUGGCGAGCCACAAUUGGCCGAUGACAAGUUUUUGAAAAAAAAAUUGUUGAACAACCCCCACGCCUCGUUUCAGAUUGUGCGCCUAUUUCAAAAUCGCCGGCGGAUACGCGAGCAAUGCGACGUUCUACACAACACAGUUUGUCACUUUUUUUGGGUGAAGACGAUAAUACUAGUAUUUAUAUAGAUGCGACAGUACACAAAUGGGAGGAUUCGUGUGCGCGCAGGAGACACAACAAGUACAGGGCGUGCCAAAGUACGAUGACGUGGCACGGUCCUACGGAUACAUUUGA
Caenorhabditis sp. 36 PRJEB53466 is the source of this 2072-nucleotide messenger RNA. NCBI's taxonomy places the organism in Eukaryota, Metazoa, Nematoda, Chromadorea, Rhabditida, Rhabditidae. The record is from the annotation of a GenBank genome assembly.